AUGGAUCCCUUGUUUUGGCCAUCAGAAGCUAACAGCUUUCGGCGUUUCACCCCCGAGUCCUUGGCAGCGAUUGAGGAAAGAAUUGCUGAGAAAAAAAAGGAGCGAGCCAAAGUUAACCAGAAGAAUAAGGACCAAGGAGUUGAAGAAGAAAAACUUACUCCUCAGCUUGAUCUGAAAACCUGUAAAAAACUGCCAUCUCUGUAUGGAGAUGUUCCUGUGGAGCUCAUUGGGGAACCCCUGGAAGAUGUUGAUCCAUACUACAGUGAUCAUAAGACCUUUAUGGUGAUAAAUAAAAGGAGGACUAUUUUCCGAUUUAGUGCCACACCUGCCCUGUGUGUAUUUAGUCCUUUUAAUCCAUUCAGAAGAGCAGCAAUUAAAAUUCUGACCCACUCAGUAUUUGUUGGCUUUAUUAUAUGUACUGUGAUACUCAAUUGUGCUUCCAUGGCUGUAAACAAGCUUCCAGAAAAUCUCAACUGGACUGAACAUAUUUUUACUGGCAUAUAUACUGGUGAAAUAAUGAUAAAAAUAUUAGCAAGAGGAUUUGUUUGGAAUGAAUUUACCUUUCUUCGAGAUCCAUGGAACUGCGUGGAUCUUGUCGUUAUUCUUGUCAUGUAUGUUACUUUGUGUAACACCACGAGCAAGUUUUCAGCUCUUCGAACUUUCAGGGUCCUGAGGACUUUGAAAGCUAUUUCAGUAAUACCAGGUCUGAAAGUCAUUGUAAAUUCACUUCUUGAGUCUAUUAAGAAACUUACUGAUGUGUUGAUCUUGACUGUUUCUUGCCUGAGUGUAUUUGCUCUGAUAGGCCUCCAGCUUUUUAUGGGCAAUUUAAAAUACAAAUGUGUCCUCAAUAACACUAUGUACAAUGACACACUCUGUAAGGAUGCCAAGAUUUAUGUUCCAAAUAGUAACGAUAUCUGCUACAGAAUGAAUAAAUCAUCUGAAAUAUUGCUCUGUGGGUUCAGUGCAGAUCGUGACAAAGAAUGCCCAAAAAACUAUAGCUGCCAGAACGUUGGGAAGAACCCUGACUUUGGUUAUACAAGUUUUGAUCAUUUUGGCUGGGCCUUCCUUUCUCUGUUCCGUCUGAUGACACAGGAUUGCUGGGAGCGUCUCUACAGACAAACUAUCCGUACAUCUGGAAAGAACUACAUUUUAUUUUUUGUAGUAGUCAUCUUUUUAUGUGCAUUUUAUCUCUUCAAUCUGAUCUUGGCUGUAGUAACUAUGGCAUAUGAAGAGCAAAAUAAAGCUACUCUUGCUGAAACACAGGCAAAGGAAAAAUUACUUAAAGAUGCCCGAGAAAUUCUAGAGAAAGAACAGAUGUGGGCUGCAGGAGAAACUAAGAAGGUCUUGGGUGUCAGUUCUGAAAUCUCAGUUGCUGACUUGAAAAAUUCAGAAGAAGAAAUGAAGAAUGAAAAACCUAUUGUAGGACAAAGCUCAGUUUCAGAUGAUCAUGGCAAAGAGGAGAAUAUUUUUCAUUCUCAGCCUGGUCAUUGCCAUAAGAAGCUUAAGCAGAUACUGCUGUCCUAUGAAUUGUCAGUGGACUCCAUUAAUGAUCCUUUUCGAAGACAGAGGUUAAUGAGUGCAGCUACUAUUAUUACAGAUAAUUUGCACCUGCAAGAGUCAAAAUUGAAGUGCCCAUCAUUAUGCAAACGUUUUGCUCAAAAGUAUCUAAUUUGGAACUGUCCAUUCUGGAGAGUAAUCAAAGAGAAGGUGAAAUUGGUAAUUUUGGAUCCAUUUGUUGAUCUCUUAAUCACAGUUUGCAUUAUUGUGAAUACCAUAUUCAUGGCUCUGGAGCAUCCUGACCUGGAUCCUACUUACCAAAGCAUGAUUUAUAUAAGUGACAAGGUCUUCACCUUGAUUUUUACAGCAGAAAUGAUCUUGAAAAUCAUUGCUCUAGAUCCUUAUAAUUAUUUUCAGCAAAAAUGGAAUAUUUUUGAUAGCAUAGUUGUUAUGGUUGGCCUAAUAAGCUUUGAAGCAAAUCUGUCAGCUUUCAGGCUGCUCAGGAUCUUCAAAUUGGCAAAGUCCUGGCCAGCCUUAAAUACUCUUAUGAAAAUAAUUCUAAACUCAGUUGGUGCUCUGGGUAACCUGACUCUGGUUUUGAUUAUCACUGUAUUUAUUUUUGCUGUAGUAGGGAAGCAGGUUUUGGGCAAUUUUUAUGCAGAUAAUUAUCUUAGAAUAAACACUGAUGGGGAUUUACGCUGGCAUAUGAAGGACUUUUGUCAUUCGUUCCUGAUUAUAUUCCGAAUAUUAUGUGGAGAAUGGAUCGAAACCAUGUGGGAAUGUAUGGAAGUGGCUGGAAAAGGGCUGUGUCUUCCCAUUUUCUUGCUAGUCCUGGUGAUAGGAAACCUGGUGGUGCUCAACCUGUUCAUUGCCUUGCUGCUGAGCUCGUUCAGUACUGACUCCUCGACGGGACAAGAGGAGCCUGAACAGAUGACUAAGUGUCAGAUCGCCAUCGCACGGAUUCACAGGGGUCUGCAGGCUGUGAAAGGCACAAUUUGGGAUCGUUGUGGCAAAAUAAUGAAACCGAGCCUCAAAGCAACAGCCAAAAAGCAGAAUUCAGUGAAAAUAGCUGCCAAAGGCAUAGAGGAAAAUAAUUAUGCCAUGACAGAUGUCAGAAAGGAUAGAGACAAUUGCUUUGACAUUGAGUAUUAUGACACUGAAGAGAAUUCCUCAGUUACAAGGAAAUAUGAGCAAGUUUUAACCAGUUGUAGUAUUUCUGUUCCUAUUGUAGUAGCAGAGACUUCCUCUCAGGAAGGUGAUGAUAAGCAAAGUGUACGCACAGAAAUAGAGUAUGCAAAACAGGGAGACAGAUUAAGAAAGAGAGGGCACUGCCGGACUUCAAGUGGCUUCAGUCAGGUUUCUGGGACUUCUGGAAGUAUAAGUGGUUUUUCAGAAACAUACCAAAAGGAAGAGCAAAAAGAGAAAAGUGAUGCUGGUAGCUAUUCUGAAGCCAGCACUGUGGAUCCAGUUAGUUUUCUGGAGUUGUUUCCCCAGCCUAAAAAGUUACUUCUACCAAAGGACUGUUGUGCAGAAAGUUGUCUUGUGUGUUCCCCAUGUUGUGCAGUGGAUAUCACUAAGUUUCCAGGCAGAAUGUGGUGGAGAUUUAGAAAAACCUGUUACAGAAUUGUUAAACACAGCUGGUUUGAAAAUUUUAUCAUUUUUAUAAUAAUAUUGAGCAGCGCAGCACUGGCAUUUGAAGAUAUUCACCUGCAGGAGAGGAAAAACGUGAAAAUGCUCCUAGAGUAUGCUGACAGAGUAUUUACCUACAUCUUUUUCAUGGAGAUGCUUCUGAAAUGGGUGGCUUAUGGUUUGCACAGUUAUUUCACAAACGCCUGGUGUUGGCUUGACUUCAUUAUUGUGUGUGUAAGUAUAUGCAGCUUAGUGCAAAACACAUCAUCACCGUGUUCCUCUGAGAGUGCCUUGAAAUCUCUCAGGACUCUUAGAGCAUUGAGGCCUCUACGAGCUUUGUCAAGAUUUGAAGGGAUAAAGGUUGUUGUGAAUGCACUCUUGGGAGCUAUCCCCUCAAUCUUGAACGUUUUGCUUGUCUGCAUUGUCUUCUGGCUCCUAUUUAACAUCACAGGAGUAAAAUUACUUGCAAAAAAAUUUUCAAAAUGCGUACUCGAGACAGGAAGUGUGAAAGACAUUGAAAACAGAAUUGAUUGUACCACCCGUGGUGGAACAUGGACAAACAGUGAUGUAAACUUUGAUAACGUUGGGAUGGGAUACUUGGCUCUUCUCCAAGUGGCAACUUUUAAAGGUUGGAUGGAUAUUAUGUACGCAGCAGUGGACUCACGUGAUGUAGAUGAACAGCCUAAAUUUGAAGCAUUCUUAGCCAUGUAUAUGUAUUUUGUGAUUUUCAUUAUUUUUGGAUCUUUCUUCAUGCUGAACCUUUUCAUUGGAGUAGUUAUCAGCAAUUUUAACCAACAAAGGAAAAAGAUAAGUGGAAAAGAUCUAUUUUUGACUGAGGAACAGAAAAAGUACUAUAAUGCUCUAAAAAAACUUGGAUCCAAGAAACCUCAAAAACCCAUCCCAAGACCAUCGAACGCAUUCCAAGGAGUGCUGUUUGAUAUGGUGUCACACAAAGCAUUUGACAUUACCAUUGUGACUUUCAUCUGUCUAAACAUGAUCGUUAUGAUGGCAGAAAAUAACCAGACUGACAUUAAGGAAGUUCUUAAUAAAAUCAACUUUUUUUUUGUGGCAGUUUUUACUGCAGAAUGUGUCAUAAAAAUACUGGCCUUGAGACAUUACUUCUUCACCAGUGGCUGGAACAUAUUUGAUUUAGCUGUUGUGAUCCUUUCACUAGUUAGCACUGGGCUCUCUGAAGGCUUCAGGACAGCGUUCUCCCCCACCCUGCUGAGGAUUUUCCGCCUGGCACGAAUCGGCCGUAUCCUGAGGUUGAUCCGAAAGGCCCGAGGGAUCCGGACCCUGCUUUUUGCACUGCUGAUGUCCCUGCCUGCUCUCUUCAACAUCGGCCUCUUGCUCUUCCUGGUUAUGUUCAUUUAUGCUAUUGUGGGCAUGACAAACUUUGCCUGUGUUGGCUGGGAAAGUGGGAUUGACAAUCUUUUCAAUUUUCAAACCUUUGAGGGUAGCAUGCUCUGUCUCUUCCAGAUUACAACAUCAGCUGGCUGGGAUGGUCUUCUGGUCCCUCUCUUAAAAGGUUCUAAUUCAUGUGCUCCAAACUUAAAUUUAACAAUUGAACAGAGAAGCAAUUGCACAAAUAAAGGGGUUGGGAUUUUGUUUUUUGUAAGUUAUGUCAUUAUAUCAUUUCUCAUUGUUGUGAAUAUGUACAUUGCUGUCAUUUUAGAGAACUUCAGUGUUGCCACUGAAGAAAGCACAGAUCCUCUUUGUGAGGAUGACUUUGAUAUGUUUUAUGAAACCUGGGGCAAAUUUGAUCCUCAGGCAACACAGUUUAUUGAGUAUUCUGCUCUUUCAGACUUUGCAGAUGCUCUGGCAGAACCUUUACGGAUUCCAAAGCCUAAUAAAAUGCAGCUUAUAUCCAUGGACCUCCCUAUAGUUAGUGGUGAUAAGAUCCACUGCUUGGAUAUCUUGCUUGCUUUCACUAAAAGGGUCUUGGGAGAAGCUGGAGAUUUGGAUGGUCUUGAAUUACACAUGGAAGAAAAAUUUAUGGCUGCCAAUCCAUCUAAAGUUUCUUACAAGCCAAUUACUACUACUCUUAAAAGAAAACAAGAGGAGGUAUCAGCUUGUGUUAUUCAAAGGGCCUUCAGGAGGUAUUUGAAGCAGCAUUCUUUUAAAACUAAAUCUUUCUUAUACCGUCAUAAGCAUUAUAACAGUGCUGUCUUUGAAGAGGAAACACGUGAGAGGGAAAGUCUUAUGGUAUCAAUUCUUCCUGAGAAUAGUGGUAGGAAGCUGGAUAAAUCACGGACUACUUCUUCCAUAUCUCUCCCUUUAUUUUAUGAUGGAAUUGCUGAAACAGAUAGUGGUAAUGUGGACACAUAA
Molecule: messenger RNA, 5454 nt
Organism: Merops nubicus (carmine bee-eater)
Lineage: Eukaryota; Metazoa; Chordata; Aves; Coraciiformes; Meropidae
Product: sodium channel protein type 5 subunit alpha-like
Exons: 27
Coding region: 1-5454 (1817 amino acids)
Biological process (GO): sodium ion transmembrane transport; membrane depolarization during action potential; neuronal action potential
Cellular component (GO): axon; plasma membrane; voltage-gated sodium channel complex
Molecular function (GO): voltage-gated sodium channel activity
Source: RefSeq, a predicted model, not a curated record